Hemibagrus wyckioides is the source of this 5468-nucleotide messenger RNA. It is a transcript of the gene pcf11, whose product is annotated as PCF11 cleavage and polyadenylation factor subunit. Gene Ontology annotation, biological process: termination of RNA polymerase II transcription. The coding region runs from base 227 to 4699 and encodes 1490 amino acids. Gene Ontology annotation, cellular component: cytoplasm; mRNA cleavage factor complex. The record is from RefSeq and is a predicted model, not a curated record. Gene Ontology annotation, molecular function: mRNA binding; ubiquitin binding; phosphatidylinositol binding. NCBI's taxonomy places the organism in Eukaryota, Metazoa, Chordata, Actinopteri, Siluriformes, Bagridae. The transcript has 16 exons.
GUAUGACGCAAACAACUGUUGAAGGAGGACGGACAUUUUCUAGCGUCUGAUCCCGAGCUGAAAGUGAAGAGGAAAGCGCGAGCGGUACUGUUCAAGAAAAGGCUUUUGAAGCGCGAAAGAAAAAAAAAAAGGAUGAAGAAUAUGUAAAUGGACUGUGCCGAGUUUCAUACUUGUACAUCAUCAGAAAUCCGCUUAAUCUGCUUUAGAUUAGAAAUCCGACUCAAAGAUGUCGGCCGACGCCGCGAGGGAAGACGCCUGUCGAGAGUAUCAGUCGUCUUUGGAAGACUUGACUUUCAACAGCAAACCGCACAUCAACAUGCUGACCAUCCUCGCUGAAGAGAAUCUGCAGUUCGCCGAGGAUAUCGUCGCUAUAAUUGAAGCACAAAUCGCCAAGGCGCCUCCUGCCGAGAAGCUUCCUGUUUUGUACUUAGUGGAUUCCAUAGUGAAGAAUGUUGGCGGACAGUACCUUGAAGUGUUUACUAAAAACCUAAUCACAUCCUUUAUAUGUGUGUUUGAAAAGGUGGAUGAAAACACUAGAAAAUGUCUCUUCAAAUUGCGUUCCACCUGGGACGAGAUUUUCCCCUUGAAGAAGCUGUAUGCUUUGGAUGUUCGUGUGAAUUCCGUAGAUCCUGCUUGGCCCAUUAAGCCUUUACCACCAAAUGUGAACGCGAGCAUUCAUGUCAACCCUAAAUUUUUAAAGGCGACUGAAGAAGUAGCUCCUCCUCCCCCAGUCAGUGAGAAGAACUUGGAAGAGGAACAAAUAAUAAGGCAGCAGUUGCUUGCUAAGCAAAAACAGUUGUUAGAACUUCAGCAGAAGAAGAUAGAGCUUGAACUUGAGCAAACAAAAGCACAACUGGCGGCCAGUACAAACCACCCACCCCACAGUGGUCCAGCCCAGUUCGAUCCACCGGCUGCGAGUCAGCCAGCUUCUACACAACACAAGUCAUGGCAUCCACCACAAGCAGACAAACCACCACCAAACAGAGAUCCUAGAUUAAACAGAGGUUCCGGCCCGUCCGUAAAUUCAAAGGAGCAAGGAGGAUUCAGGAAGGAGAGCCAUGUCACACCACCUGUUGUCAAUGCACCUGAAAAGAGAGUUCAUGUACCCCCAGAAAGGCCCCCUAAGCUAAUGAGAAUACCAAAAAAAGAUACCUCUGCAACCGACGAAAAAUUGAAAUCCAAGUCGGUGUCACCAUUAAGCAAAGGAGCCCUUCAUAAAAGCAAAGACUCUGAGCCUGAGCACCCAAAGACAUUAGAUGCUAAUAAAAAGGACCCAAGGUUGCGAAAGCAGAUGCAUGAGAAGACAGAUCUGAAGGAGGAAGAAGUCAAAGAAAAGAAAAGAAGUACAGAGAGGAAAGAACGGGAAGAUGUCGGCAAAGGCCCCGACCCACCGAGAUCUAGCAACUCCAGAGGCAAGCUAGCAAAUGGGUCUCUGAAUAAGCAUGACCGAUUUGAUAUUUUUCAAAAGCAAGACAUCAAAGUUAGUAAAACAAACAUCAGGAAAAGGUCUCGGUCAAGGUCUCGUUCUCCACCUCAGCACUCUCCUAAACGAAAAGAGAGACGGUCCCCAAAGAGAAGAACAAGGAGCAUCACUCCGCCUCCAAAAUCAGGAAAGGCUAGGCUGUUAAGCAAACAUAACGAAGGCGAUAAUCAAGCGAAUGUCAGGGAGGAUCGGAGUACACCAAAGAAGAAUGUUUCUGAGCUGAGGCGGUUAAAAAGACCACUGGAAGAUAGAACUCCUGAGCACAGAGAUGUCCAGCCACAGAGAGCAUCACCUGUAGAGCAUAAAAGUGCUAAAGACAUGAAGAGAUGGAGGAGUGGAUGGGAAGAAAAUAAACCUCUAAAACAACCUGACCCAGAUCCCUCACAUGGCAAACCCGGGCUGCAAAGACACAAAGCAUGGAACAGCUAUCAGAGACCUCCGACACCACGGACACCGAAACAGCAUCGUCUGAGUGUCGACGCCAAUCUACAGAUUCCAGACGUGCUCCAUUCUGCCAGCAAGAGAGAUCUUUUACGAAAGGCUAGCCAGCGAUUGGCUGAUGGAGAGCUAACUCAGGAAGAAUUCCUUAACGUGGCCCAUCAAAUCAAGCAAAUAUUUCAGUAUCAAGAAGAAAAACAGCGCUCUGAUUCUUGGGAGGGACCAGAUGAUGGUGCAUGCACAAGAAAGAAACAACAUGGACAUAUGUCUGAUGCUGAACUCUCUUACCUGGAGCACAAAUCAAAGCUGAAAAGAACACAGCUGCAACGCCCAGCCCUUAUAAUUCACCAGAACUCACCUUUGAGAGAGAAUGUGCAACAAACUAGGCCUCAACAAGAACAUGAGGAUCCAUUCAUCUCAGAUGCACUUAAAAAGGGAAGUGACACCUUUAAAACAUUCUCAGGGUCUGAUGACCCUAGAAGAAAUGACAGACCACCAUCUCAAACAGGAAACUCUUUCAGAAAUUCCCCAAGUCCAGCUGGUUGUGAUGUAAACACUGGGAAAUCUUCAAGUCUUCCAUUUGAAGGAUCAGCUCAAUCCAUGGAUUUGGAUCAACUUGAGGAUGCAGACAUCAUUCCAAGGUUUGAAAGUCCUAACAGUGUUCACUCUGAUACAGGUCCAGACAAUGAUGCUCCACUAGGUUUAGAUGCUUCUUCAAGACAUGAAAUCAUGCCAGGACCAGGGAGAGGUGGAAGAAACCUUAAUGAAUCUCCUGGCCAAACACCACCUCAUGUUUCUGAUGGACCUAACACGCAGGUAAAUAUGACGAGACACGACAGUGCAAAUGCCCCGGCACGAUUUGAUGGCCAUUUGAGUUCUCAUCCUCAGUUUGAAGGAACACAUGGCCUUACGGGACAGACACGGUCAGAAGGUCCGUCCAGACCUCAUCCUCCUGGGAGGUAUGAGGGAAAUGCAGGCCCAGGGAGAUACGAUGGUCCUGGUGCCCACGGUCCAGCUAGGUUUGAGGGGCAUGGUCGAUAUGAAGGUCCUGGACCACACAGGUUUGAAAGACCUCCACUGCUGAAAGGUCCUGGAAGAUAUGAUAACCAGUCAGUGCCACAUGGACCAAUGAGGUUUACAGAGCCUCAUAGCCGAUUUGAAGGGCCAGGUCGUUUUGAUGGUCCAUUGGGACAUCAAGGUCCAGGAAGAUUUGAUGGCCCAGGACCCAUGCGUUACACCAACCCAAUGCAGUCAAAUAGAUUUGAUGGCCCUGCCAGGUUUGAUAAUCCCCAUAUGGCACAAGGCCCUCCUGGAGGAUUUGAUGGCCCAAUGAGGUAUCCUUCUGGGAUGGUCAAUUACGAGGGACCAAGGAGACAUGAAGGGCCAGGCAAUCAGUCAGGCAUGAUGCGCUUUGACAAUUCAGCACAACCAGCACCGAUGAGAUUUGAAGGACAGCCCUCUGGCAUGCCCAGAUUUGACUCUGCUCCACAGGGUCCACCACGAUACCGUGGACCUCCAAACAUGCAAAAUUCAUAUAGACCACAAGGGCAGAUGAUGAUUGAUCAACCUCAGAAUCAGGGUCCAAUGUUAAAUUCAGGUGUUCCACCCCAUAAUUAUAACAUGGGAGCACCUAAUGCAUUCGAUGGUCAACCACUGCCAUUUCAUGUGCAGCAAAACGUCUCGCAGGGUGCUAACUUUAAUGUGCCAGAACCCACACCAUCAGGAUUUCAGAAUUCAUACAGGCCUGUUGCUCCAUUUCCUGGUGCUGCUCCUGCAAACCACCCUCAGCAUAUGCCCGUCAUGUCUGCUUCGGUUCAGAACUUUGGACAACAAAACCCAGCUGCUUUCAAUGCACCAGGUUCCCAGUUUUUGCAGCCUGACAGUCAUCUGGGCCAAAUGGAUGUCAAUGAUUUGAUGGCUAAACUGAUAGACUUUGGAAUUAUCAAACCAACACAAACGGAUUCGAGCAGUGAGUCCACAUCUGUGACUCAGUCUCAAAGUUUACCAGAAGAAGAGGAACCAGAGGAGGAGGAACAGGAGGAGGAUGAUACUCUCCCUGACCUGACUGGCUUCGUUGUAGACGACAUGAAACAGAGACAUGAAAGUGUCAUCACCAAGCUGUACACAGGAAUUCAGUGCUACUCCUGUGGCAUGCGCUUUACUGCAUCUCAGACUGAUAUUUACGCUGAUCACUUGGAUUGGCACUACAGACAAAACCGCUCAGAAAAGGACAUCAGUAGGAAAAUAACGCACAGACGGUGGUACUACAGUCUCACAGACUGGAUUGAAUUUGAAGAAAUCGCUGAUCUUGAGGAGAGGGCAAAGAGCCAGUUUUUUGAAAAAGUACAUGAGGAGGUUGUACAGAAAAACCAGGAAGCAGCCAAAGAGAGAGAAUUCCAGAGUGUGAAGGCUGCUGCCGAUGUUGUUCAUGAAUCUUGUGAGAUUUGCCAAGAGCAGUUUGAGAUGUACUGGGAAGAAGACGAGGAGGAAUGGCAUCUGAAGAAUGCCAUCCGAGUUGAUGGAAAGACAUACCAUCCUUUGUGUUAUGAAGACUACAGAAAUACAUCUUCCUUUGUGGAUUCCACCCCAUCUCCCAAUAAGAUGCUCACAGAAAACCCUUUAAAUGCUUUCAUAAAACAAGAGCGAGAAGAUGAGGGGUCUUGCUCCAGUAUUAAAGAAGAGCCAUCUGAGGGAGACACCGAGGCUGUAACGGUAAAACAGGAGGUUCAGGAUGAUUCGGAAGGAGGGUCACAAACAAUUAGUGCAAUUCCGUUUUAAACUGUGCUGCUGCUUUAAAACCUCCUUCUCUCGUCAUUACUUGAGUUUCUGUAAAACUAUUUUUAUACAGGACGGCUCUGAGGCAGGGUCCUCAGCUAUGCAUACAUUUAAAUACAUUUUUGUAUUUGUAACUGCCUGCAAUUUUCAGGUGUUUUUGCUGUGUGAAUGCCAAGUGAAAUGUACUUUAAAAAUCUGUAUGUUGGGGGUAAAUGUGUGUAUAAUUUAAUUUAUAAAUAAAGAAAUAUUUUUGGUAUUCUUUGUGUAAUAUUGAGAAUCAAAAAUUUUGGGUUUAAAUCCUCCAAGAAUUUUCGGUUUUCCUGCUAAGGUAUUUGUACAUAGAUUUUUGAGAAGUGUACAGCGAUGACGGACUAGUUUUUACAGAGGACACGUCGAUAGUUCUAUAAUCCCUUCUUUCAGUCUUUCGAAAUUCCUACAAGGCAGAAGUUUUCAGUUAUUAAGGAUAAAGAUGGAUCUAGUUUUCUCCCCCAUCUUUAAGCUAAAUGUGUAAUGAAAUGCGUGUCAAGCCCGUUGAGUUUACUAAUGUUUUUUUUUUUUGGUUCUGGUAAAUAAAAUUGUGUUUAGUUUAAUAGGGGAAAAAAAGAAAAGAAAAAUCAUUUUUUGCAGAAAUUUUUGAAGAGGUUUGCUUGACAUACUGAAUAUUCAAUAAAGUGAAUCAUCAUUUAAAAAAAUAGUGUCUGUGUGUGCAAAGUGUUUACGUGUGUGCUUUUUGAAAUGUUUAUCCUAAAUAAAAGUUUUAGUGUUAAUGAUA